AUGUUGAUUCAGAUAAAUAAACAAAAUGUAAUAUUUUGGGGAAAUGUUUUCUUUUCCUUGAAUUCACAAAUUCUCACACGCAAUUUUGGUAACUUACAAAGACUUUUUUGACUUUUGACUGAUUCAUCCAAAUGCCUAAUUUUCAAAUAUAAAAAUAACAAAUUUCAUCCUCAAACAUGAAAAAAGAAUUGACCUACUCACAAUUUACAAAAAAAAAAAAAAAAAGAACAAACAUGAAAAUGCAUCGCAUUCUCUCGAUAGUUUUGGCGAUUAUACUCGCUUUCUCGGUUGCAGAAGCUUUUCUCGAUGAAAAAACUCAACAAAUGGUCAACGGAAUCUGCAAACAGACAACGGAUACCAAAUUUUGCAGUAGUGUCUUGCUCAAGAACCUGAAUACUCUUCCCGCAAGUAACAAAGAUAUCAUGAACGUGACAGUAAGCGAAGCUGAAAGAUUCGCGGCCAACACUUAUUUCUUCAUCAGCACGCUUCUCAGGAAUGCUGGAGACGAGAGGCCUGAUCUUCAAGCGUGCGCCGAAGCUUAUGCUAUUGUGAACUCGGCGUUCACGAAUGCUGUAUCUUUCUUCAAGCAAGCUUACUACAAUAAGAUCGUCAAGAUCGAAAAGAAAGUUUCUACGGCUGUUGAUAUCUGUAAGACAGAUUUCUAUGUGCCCGGUUAUAAGAUCAAUCCGCUUGUUGAGAGAAACAGACAGACGAAGAUCUUAGUAUCGAUGGAAAAGAUUGUUAGUCAUAUGGUUUCUUCAUAAUAUGUUUGUUGUUGAAUCAUAAGAUAGUAGCAAAUGUUUACAGAAUUAUUCUAAAUUAAUAAUGGUUUCAGAAUUUUCUUA
Arabidopsis lyrata subsp. lyrata is the source of this 845-nucleotide messenger RNA. RefSeq lists its product as uncharacterized. Bases 177 to 764 code for a protein of 195 amino acids. Gene Ontology annotation, biological process: negative regulation of catalytic activity. The record is from RefSeq and is a predicted model, not a curated record. Lineage: Eukaryota; Viridiplantae; Streptophyta; Magnoliopsida; Brassicales; Brassicaceae. Gene Ontology annotation, molecular function: pectinesterase inhibitor activity. The transcript has a single exon.